UGUGUGUAUAUAAAAACACACAUACACACACACAAAGGCAGACAAACUAAACUUAAGACAUUAUUUCAUCUAAAGGAAGUCUACAUUUGUGUUGCUAGCUCCUCCAUCUUCUCAAAGCCCCAGAAUAUGACGAUCGUGGAAAUGAGAGUGCACAUGGACUGUCAAGGAUGCGAAAGCAAAGUAAGGAAGGCUCUCAAGAAGCUUCAUGGAGUGGACAACAUUGACAUAGACAUGAACAUGCAAAAGGUGACAGUAACAGGUUGGGCAGAUCAGAAAAAGGUCCUCAAAACAGUGAGAAAAACUGGAAAGAGAGCUGAACUAUGGCCAUAUCCAUAUAAUCCUGAAUACCAUAACUAUAUGAACCAUUAUUAUUACGACACAUUCUACAGCAGGCCGGGCACUUACUUUGCCCCGCCUUCUUCCUACAACUACCGCGUGCAUGGCUACAACGGCCAUGCUCACAGUUCCUACGCAGAGCUACCUUACAAUGCUAUUUUCGAUGAACAAACCAGGCACAUGUUUAGUGAUGAUAAUGUCACUGGCUGUUCUAUUAUGUGAUUUCAGCUGAUUCAAUAUUCUCAAUAGGGGGAUUGCAAUGCUCUAGUUGCUGUCUUUGUUUCUAUUUUUUUUUUUUUCAAGUACAUGUUUGAUUUGCAAACUAUGGAUUACAAUGGAAUCAAAAUCUGCUACUUGUGUUGUUCUGUUAGCAUUAUCUGUAUCUCAAAGU
This is a messenger RNA of Capsicum annuum, 727 nucleotides long. RefSeq names its product heavy metal-associated isoprenylated plant protein 28-like. The transcript is spliced from 3 exons. NCBI's taxonomy places the organism in Eukaryota, Viridiplantae, Streptophyta, Magnoliopsida, Solanales, Solanaceae. Bases 127 to 558 code for a protein of 143 amino acids. Gene Ontology annotation, molecular function: metal ion binding. The record is from RefSeq and is a predicted model, not a curated record.